GUAAACAAGGUUGGUGCUUGGAGAGGGAGGUCUUCGCGAUACGACACCGCGCGCAUCCCAUCCUACACUUCGUAGUCUUUAAAAACACAUGGUUUUACUUCAGAUCUGUCAAAGCACAACGUGUUUUAUACGAAUGAGCACGAGCACUUGCCACAAUUAAACAGUGUAUCGAAGAAGCAACUUAAAGGUGCUUCUCUCUGAGGAAAGUCCACGCACGGCACGCACUUUCCGCAAAUUUAUUUUUUUUGGCAAAAAAGGAUUUUAAGUGAAGACGAAAAAUCAGUGUGAAAAAAUGAAGUUUUUAGUAAUAUCGUGUUUAGUUGUAAUAGCAACGGCAGUUGUUGCGGAGGAGAAUCAACCAUCAGUGUUUCAGGAAUGCUUCGACAAGGAUUCCAUUUCCUGUGUACAAAUGGCGGUUUUCCGGAAGGCCAAGGAAUUUUUCGAUCAGCCAAAAAUUGAUUUGGUCGCCGGAUUGUCGGUUGUGCAAGUGGACAAAGUCGCGAGGUCCGUGGAUACGGCUUCUGAUGAAGUAGAAGCCGCCAAGGAUGUUGAAGCGCGAUCAAGUGCAAUUGGAUCAUUUGUUGUGGAUCGCCUGGGAACCUUCUUCCAGGAACGAUCACUCAAUUGGAAUUUCAUGGGUGCUGCAAGGAGUCUCAGCAAUGCCAUUCCUGAUGAUAUGAAGGCACAAGUGCGCUCCUUGGUCGUUGAGGCUCGUGGCAAGAAGAAGCUGAUCAAGAAGUUGCUCCCCCUUCUCGGCAUUAUUAAGCUAAAGGCUGCUGUUUUGGGUAUCUUAGCUCUCCUCGGUAUUGGUUUGAUUGCCAAGAAGGCUCUGCUCGUCUCCACGCUCUCCAUCAUCAUCUCCUUGGGCAUUCUCCUCAAGAAAAUCCUUUCGAAGAAACUCUCGCUCAUCGGUGGACUGGGAGGCGGAUUGGGUGGUGGACUUGGUGGAUUCGGCGGCGGUGGUGGCCACGACUACCACGGUGGUGGCGGAUGGUCAUCCGGUGGUGGUGGCGGCUGGAGCUCAUACGAGCCACACUCCUUCGGUGGCGGCGACUUGGCCGGUCAUGGAUCCUCACUUUCUCACUCCCUCGCCUACGGCGGACACCACAAAGCCUAGAAAUGUCUCAUUGUUUUACACCUAAAGCCCACAUAAGUAAUUUAUUUAUUUAUUUAUUAACGAAUAAUUGCAUUAAACCUCGACAAAAUGCCAACAAUACGAAAGAGAGAAACAAGAAGGAGGCCCGUGUAGAUUUUAGUGCAAAAGAAAGUGGGACCAACAGAUAGGGGGUGUCAGUGACGCAAAUCCAAAAAAGAAAAGAAAAGUAAAGAAAUGAAGAUAGAGUGUCUUGCAUCCAACCCGUGUUAACACUAUUUAUUUUUUAUUCGAUUAAGUACAGUUGAAAAACUCUUUGUAUAUAAAUAACUAGUCUCAUAAUUUACAAGCAAUUAUUUAAUAACAAUUAUGUCAUAAUAUUGAAGAAAUGAGAACAAACACUCUUUUUGUAAUUUACAAUGUAAAGUAAAAUGAAAAAAAUCAAUACCUUAUCAAACAUACACAAGUUGAGAAAACAAAAUUUACGAAAAAAAUCCAAAUUGAGAUCAAUGAUGAAGAAUAAUUCCUAAUCUAGUCUAUUACGUUGUUUUUAUAUCUUAAUCUUAAUUCUUCCUAUCAUCUUUAUUUUUAUUCUCUCCUCUAGUCUAACUCUCACUUUGUAUGUUUAUUUUUCUCUAUUUCUUUUUACUAUUUUUUUUUCAACAAUUAAUCGUACAAAAUUGUGCAAUCUCUUAUCAUAUUGUCUUCUACCUCUUAAUAGCUAUUACUUCACAUUUCUUAUGUCUUAACUUCUUAUUUUUUUUACAACUAUACACUUCAUAAUAUUUUCCAAAACAUUGACCUUAAAAUCACAAAAUUGUAUAAUUUUUCUCGAAAUGGAGAAAAAAAAAGAAAGAAUUGUAAAGAAAAUUUUAAUUAAAAGAACAGAAAAUAUGUUUUAUUUUUUUUGGAUAAAUUACAUCUCAUCUGGACGAAUAAAAAAGUUUUUUUUUCUUCAAA
This is a messenger RNA of Lutzomyia longipalpis, 2053 nucleotides long. RefSeq lists its product as uncharacterized. The record is from RefSeq and is a predicted model, not a curated record. Lineage: Eukaryota; Metazoa; Arthropoda; Insecta; Diptera; Psychodidae. The coding region runs from base 293 to 1117 and encodes 274 amino acids. The transcript has 2 exons.